This is a messenger RNA of Anthostomella pinea, 369 nucleotides long. The record is from the annotation of a GenBank genome assembly. Lineage: Eukaryota; Fungi; Ascomycota; Sordariomycetes; Xylariales; Xylariaceae.
AUGGCUCCCCAGACAAAGAAAUCCGGCAAGCCGGCCAAGACGACGAAGAAGUUCGUCAUCAACGCCCAGCAACCCGCCAGCGACAAGAUCUUCGACACCGCCGCCUUCGAGAAGUUCCUCCAGGACAAGAUCAAGGUUGACGGCCGCGUCGGUAACCUCGGCGAGACCAUUGUCAUCAAGCAAGCUGGCGAGGGCAAGGUCGAGAUCACUGCCCACAACGAGCUCUCCGGCCGAUACCUCAAGACCAAGAAGUUCUUGAAGAAGCAGCAGCUCCGUGACUGGCUGCGCGUGGUCUCUACCUCUAAGGGAGUGUACGAGCUCAAGUUCUUCAACGUCGUUAACGACGAGGCCGACGACGACGACGAGUAA